AUGCCAACUAUUGACAACAUUCAAAUUCACAUUUACUCGGAUGGCAUGCCACUUCCGGAGUUUGGUCACAAGACAAGUGGCGAGCGGACAAAAUAUCUCAAGGCGACCUGUUAUAUCCCAGCCGAAGCCGGAAAGCCUUUUCAAGUUCGUUGCGACUGGAACAGGCGAGCAAGGCAUGACUGGGAAAUCAGGACAUUCUGUGACGAAGUGGCUGUUGAGACAAUGUCACUACAGCGGGGAAUGAAAGCCUGGUCGUUCGAGAAACCACGCAAGAUGGAUAUCAGUACUGGCGGAGAGCACGAAGGCACAGGGAAUCAAGACAAUAAUUCUCUCCUGAAGCAGACGGAGAUUCACGAACGAAAGAAGGAAAGGUUCAGCCAUCGCAUCACCAGAAUCGGCCAAAGGCUCGCGAGUGAAGACAGGCAACUCGAGCGUAUAGAUGCCAGUGCGGCGAUCAAUGAUGGUUCGGAAAAUGACGAGGGCGACGGUGAUAUUGAAUCUGGUGAAGAACUUGGGAGAUCCAACUCUCUAAUUCCUCCAUACAUUCGCACAAAGGAUAAGACGCCUCAGUCUCAAGAGGCCGUGCAAGGUUAUCCAUACGCAAUGUUCCACCUGCAGCGCUGA
Molecule: messenger RNA, 624 nt
Organism: Serendipita indica DSM 11827
Lineage: Eukaryota; Fungi; Basidiomycota; Agaricomycetes; Sebacinales; Serendipitaceae
Source: the annotation of a GenBank genome assembly